UGGACGCCGGUUUAGGCGGGGGGGUAGCCAACGCUGCAGCGGGAUCGGUGCAUUCCGUCAGAACGGUGCCAUUUCGGCCGCGUGGCGGAAAAAGAUUUCCGGGUGCAGGAACAAAAGAAAAUUUUACCAGGAUGACGUGUAAGACGUGCGGUAAAGAUAACCAUACCAAUCAGGAAUGCCGAUACAAGAAUUUUGCAUGCAGUAAAUGUGGGCGCAUCGGGCAUCUAAGGCGGGUGUGCCCAGAAAAGGGCGCGCGGCCGCCCACCUCCAGCUGGAGCGGCCAGCAACGAGGGGUGCACCAUGUGGAAGCGGCCCUGGACUCACACGACACCACACACGACGAAAACGAGUUUGAGGUCGAUGAAGAGCUAAACCAUUUGAGUUUAAACGGUUACAAACCGGUAUAAGGAUCUAUUUAAUGGCGGUUUGGGGCGGUUCACGGGCGGAAAAGCGACAUUGCGAGUGCGGGACGGAGCGGAGCCUGUAUUUUGUCGCGCGCGACCUUUGCCUUACGCCCUCAAGGAGAGGGUGGACGCGGAACUCGACCAGAUGCUCCGGGACAAGGUCAUCGAGCCGGUGGACACCUCGGAGUGGGCUACGCCCUUGGUACCGGUACGUAAAGCUGACGGGGGUUUGAGGUUAUGCGCGGAUUAUAAAGUGACGUUGAACCCGGCCUUACUGGUUGAUAGAUUUCCCUUGCCGAAAAUAGACGACCUUUUAGUGAAUUUAAACGGAGCUCAAGUUUUCUCAAAGAUUGAUCUGUCGCAGGCAUAUAAUCAGAUAGAAUUAGACGACUCGAAAAAGUUUACAGUUAUUAAUACACAUCGGGGAUUAUUCCGCUAUAACCGGUUAGUGUAUGGCCUUUCCUCGAGCCCGGGAAUUUUUCAACGUAUUAUGUCCACUUUAUUAGGCGAUAUACCACAAGUCGAAGUAUUUUUAGAUGAUAUAAUAAUAGGGACGGUAGAUGAAAAAACACACAUAUUGGUAUUAGAAAAGGUUUUACAAAGGUUGCAUAACCAAGGAAUAAAAUUAAAGAAAAACAAAUGUUACUUCUUUGUUCCCGAAGUACGAUAUUUAGGGUACA
Molecule: messenger RNA, 1084 nt
Organism: Pectinophora gossypiella (pink bollworm)
Lineage: Eukaryota; Metazoa; Arthropoda; Insecta; Lepidoptera; Gelechiidae
Product: DNA-binding protein HEXBP-like
Exons: 2
Coding region: 132-407 (91 amino acids)
Molecular function (GO): zinc ion binding; nucleic acid binding
Source: RefSeq, a predicted model, not a curated record